UUAUAUCAGGUGUCCCCAUCAAUGUGCCCCCUUACAUCAGGGUCUCCAUCAGAGUGUUCCCUUACAUUAGGGUCCACAUCAGAGUGUUCCCUUAUAUCAGGGUCCCCAUCAAAGUGCCUCCUUACAUCAGGGUCCCCAUCAGAGUGUUCCCUUACAUCAGGGUCCCCAUCACAGUGCCCCCUUACAUCAAGAUCCCCAAUCAGAGUUCCCCCUUACAUCAGGGUGCCCAUUAGAGUGUUCCUUUACAUCAAGAUCCCCAUCAGAGUGUUCCCUUACAUCAGGGUCCCCAUCAAAGUGCCCCCUUACAUCAGGGUCCCCAUCAACGUGCCCCUUACAUCAGGGUCCCCAUCAGAGUGAUCCUUUACAUCAAGAUCCCCAUCAGAGUGCCCCCUUACAUCAGGGUUCCCAUCAGCGUAUUCCCUUACAUCAGGGUCCCCAUCAGAGUGCCCCCUUACAUCAAAAUCCCCCAUCAGAGUGCCCCCUUACAUCAGGGUCCCCAUCAGAGUGCCCCCUUACAUUAAAAUCCCCAUCAGAGUGCCCCCUUACAUCAUG
Staurois parvus is the source of this 552-nucleotide messenger RNA. The record is from the annotation of a GenBank genome assembly. Lineage: Eukaryota; Metazoa; Chordata; Amphibia; Anura; Ranidae.